AGCUGUAAUCAUCAUGUCUGGAAGAGGUAAAGGCGGUAAAGGACUCGGGAAAGGAGGCGCUAAGCGUCACCGCAAAGUGUUGCGUGAUAACAUCCAGGGAAUCACCAAACCCGCCAUCCGGCGUCUCGCUCGCCGUGGCGGUGUCAAGCGUAUCUCCGGUCUGAUCUAUGAGGAGACACGCGGUGUGUUGAAAGUGUUUCUGGAGAACGUUAUCCGUGAUGCCGUCACAUACACUGAACACGCCAAGAGAAAGACCGUCACUGCCAUGGACGUUGUGUACGCGCUGAAACGACAGGGACGAACUCUGUACGGCUUCGGAGGAUAAACGACUUGAUUCUCAUCAGACAAACCCAACGGCUCUUUUAAGAGCCACACACACUCUCACAUGAAGAGUCAAUGUCUUGGUGGUAGAGUUGUUUUAUAUUUACAAUAAACAUAAAUAUUAUUAUAAGUUCUGCAGAAAGUGUUUUUGUUCUCUG
This is a messenger RNA of Myxocyprinus asiaticus (Chinese sucker), 479 nucleotides long. Its product is annotated as histone H4. The transcript has a single exon. Bases 14 to 325 code for a protein of 103 amino acids. Gene Ontology annotation, cellular component: nucleosome. The record is from RefSeq and is a predicted model, not a curated record. Gene Ontology annotation, molecular function: structural constituent of chromatin; DNA binding; protein heterodimerization activity. Gene Ontology annotation, biological process: nucleosome assembly. Lineage: Eukaryota; Metazoa; Chordata; Actinopteri; Cypriniformes; Catostomidae.